Messenger RNA from Mizuhopecten yessoensis (Yesso scallop), 1228 nucleotides. RefSeq names its product sorting nexin-20-like. The transcript is spliced from 3 exons. Gene Ontology annotation, biological process: protein transport. Gene Ontology annotation, molecular function: phosphatidylinositol phosphate binding; protein binding. The record is from RefSeq and is a predicted model, not a curated record. NCBI's taxonomy places the organism in Eukaryota, Metazoa, Mollusca, Bivalvia, Pectinida, Pectinidae. Gene Ontology annotation, cellular component: early endosome membrane. Bases 101 to 1048 code for a protein of 315 amino acids.
UUAUCCCCAAGCGAACUUACAGAUAAACUUCCUGUCUGCUGUCAAACAAAAACAAUGUGGACAUUUGCAUACUGCUGUGUAUUUUAUUUCCCCUGAAAGCAUGGCUUCUCUUCUAAGGAAGGAUCAUCUGAAAAAUAACUUAGAGAAGGCAUGCAUUCGUCGGGAUGAUGUCCAGGAUCUCGUAUUAUUGGAUGAAAGUGAUGCAUUUCUUGACACAAACCUCACUUUAGAGAUUGAUGACCAGGAUGAGGAUGCGAAAAGUUUGGCGAGUCCUGCUGGAUCAGUAUCGUUUGAAGGGGAUUUCCCUGGGACUGGCAUGGUCAGUUUUGAUGUAGUUUCAGCAGACAAGAUCAAAGAUGGACGCUCAAGUUUUGUGAAAUACACCAUACUGGUAAGCAGCCACAAUAAGAUCCAGAAGGUCCCAGGAACAGUCGAGAAAAGAUACUCGGAUUUUGAAAAGUUGAAUACAUGUCUCCGAAAACGUUUUCCAGAUCUGAUGGAGGAGGUGUCCUUUCCGGGGAAAUUGUUGAUUGGUAAUUUUAAAAAUGAGACUAUCGCUCGCCGUAGUCGUGCCUUUGAGCAGUAUCUUACUCACCUCUUCUCUAUACAUAGGGUAAGAUUCUCACCUGAAUUUGUUGCAUUUUUUUAUGAGGAAGAUCUGCGAGAUGGUUACGCUGCUAUGGAAAGAGGGUGUUACUCGGAUGCUAUUUCCAUUCUGGAGAAGUGUCUGCCAGUUCAAGAGAAGUUACAAGGCGACUGGCACCCUGAUGUGAUAGGUACGCUUUGUAGUCUAGUCAUCUGCUAUCAUGCAAUUGACAAGAUCGACAUGGCGCUCAAGUAUGCAGACUCUGCCCUUUCUUGUCUUAAAGGCAAUAGGCGUGAUAAACAUUAUCUCCCCUUGUUACAUCUUGACAUUUACUUUCAUUGGAUGCAGGGCAAGGACAAAGCUCAUCUAGAGGAAAAGCUGGCCCAAUUGCGCAAAGAUGGCAUCAAUACUGAUAAAGAUAUCAAUCUGAAGGCCCUUGUACUGGAUCGCUUCAAAAGUUGACAGUGAACAAGAUAGUGACUGUCAAAACCUGUCACUAUCAGAAAAAAAUCUUAAGAAAAAGCUUGGUAACCUGCUUUUUCAUAUCAGUUUUAGUCAACAUUAAUGAAGUUUUUAGGUCACCUGAGACAAAGUCUCAAGUGACCUAUUGCGAUCGCCUUUUGUCUGUCGUCGUCCGUCGUG